AAUUAAUGUCAUACUUCUAUUUUCAUGAAUUAAAAAAACCUAGACAUUAACCUAAUUGUUUUGGAUAUCAUCUUUUAUAUAGAAGUAGAAUGCUACCAAAUUGAAAUCUCUUAGCAUUGUUUAACAUUUGGAGGAGCUGGGAGGUGGGAGAGUUUUUAGGGUUUUAGCAGAGGUACGAGAGGAAGUGAAUUUGCAGGGUCUUAGCUCAGUUACAGUAAAAUGCCGCCCAAGUUCGAUCCUUCCCAAGUUGUGGAGGUUUUCGUCCGCGUGACAGGAGGUGAAGUAGGGGCGGCCUCUUCAUUGGCCCCCAAAAUUGGUCCUCUGGGUCUCUCUCCCAAAAAAAUUGGAGAAGACAUCGCGAAGGAGACGGCAAAAGACUGGAAGGGUUUGAGGGUUACUGUAAAACUCACUGUCCAAAAUCGUCAGGCCAAGGUUGCAGUUGUUCCAAGUGCUGCAGCUCUAGUGAUUAAAGCCCUGAAAGAGCCUGAAAGAGACCGGAAAAAGACCAAAAACAUCAAACACAGCGGGAACAUCUCGCUGGACGAUGUUAUAGAAAUUGCUAAGGUAAUGAAGCCCCGAUCUAUGGCAAAAGCUCUCGCGGGUACUGUUAAGGAGAUUUUGGGGACGUGUGUGUCGGUUGGCUGCACUGUUGAUGGCAAGGACCCAAAGGACUUGCAAGCGGAGAUCGAUGAAGGAGAGGUGGAAAUUCCGGAAGAUUGAUUAAUAUGGAGCGAUUUUGAUUAGGGUUAGUUUUGUUGUUUAAGUCGAACUUAUUAUUACUUUAAUCAUUCGGAAAUCUGUUUGUGUUAGAGAGUUUGAUUAGAGAGCAUUGCCUUAUGUUUUGUCCCUUUGUAAUCGAAGACAGAGAGGCGCCUUUAGUAAAAUAACUUGUUCUGAUUUGUUGCUUUA
This is a messenger RNA of Cryptomeria japonica (Japanese cedar), 909 nucleotides long. RefSeq names its product large ribosomal subunit protein uL11. The transcript has a single exon. Gene Ontology annotation, cellular component: cytosolic large ribosomal subunit; ribosome. NCBI's taxonomy places the organism in Eukaryota, Viridiplantae, Streptophyta, Pinopsida, Cupressales, Cupressaceae. Gene Ontology annotation, molecular function: large ribosomal subunit rRNA binding; structural constituent of ribosome. Gene Ontology annotation, biological process: translation. Bases 220 to 720 code for a protein of 166 amino acids. The record is from RefSeq and is a predicted model, not a curated record.